Messenger RNA from Solenopsis invicta (red fire ant), 1137 nucleotides. RefSeq lists its product as uncharacterized. The transcript has a single exon. The record is from RefSeq and is a predicted model, not a curated record. Gene Ontology annotation, molecular function: aspartic-type endopeptidase activity. Gene Ontology annotation, biological process: proteolysis. Lineage: Eukaryota; Metazoa; Arthropoda; Insecta; Hymenoptera; Formicidae. Bases 1 to 1137 code for a protein of 378 amino acids.
AUGGCCAUGCUACUGCAAACCGCUCGCGUCCGAGUGAGGGAUCGCUGCUAUGUCGACCACGUCGUGCGGGCACUGGUCGACACGGGAGCGGAGACGUCGCUGGUGACGAAAUCACUGGCCCAACGACUGCGAUUGCCGCGAUCGCGAUCGGCCUUCGCCGUCUUCGGGGUCUGUGGGAAGAAAUCCGGGGUAUCGCGCAGUCUCGUCGAGCUGCAGGUAUCGCCUCGGGAGGGCGGUCCGUCGUUGCUGGUCUCUGCGUUAGUUCUUCCGCGAAUAACGUUGUACGAGAGCGGUUUCCGGGCGGCUCCGAGCGCCUGGUCACACUUGAGCGGUAUCACCCUCGCCGACCUGGAGUUUCUAGAGCUAGAUCCGGUGGACAUCCUUCUAGGAGUAGACGUUUACAGCACCAUUAUUCGAACGGGAGCGAGGCUGGGCGAGCGAGGCCAGCCUGCUGCACAACUCACUGCGCUGGGAUGGUUAGUCUCCGGACCAGUCGGUCCAGCGGGGCCCCCCGACCGCUCACUGUCCCUGCAAUGCAGGAUCGAGGAGGACCUUUUCAGUCUGGUGAGGAACUUCUGGCAGUUGGAUGACCUGCCCACGGGUCCUGCGCCCCUCACUCCCUCCGAGCAGGAGUGUGAGGAUCUCUACCGACGUUCACAUAGCCGACAGUCGGAUGGCUGUUACGUCGUGCGGCUGCCAGUGGUUGCCCCUCUGCCCGACAUGGCAGCCACCAAGCAUGCCGCUUCCCGUGUUCUGACGGGCACGGAGAAGCGAUUGGCACGAGUGCGUCAUAUGUACGUGGACUUCAUGAGGCAGUAUGAAGACUUGGGCCACAUGACACCGGUGCGAGCUGACCGAGCUGCCGAGGAUCGUGUAAACUAUCUACAUCAACACGGGGUCCUGCGGGAGUCCAGUUCCACCACAAAGCUGCGUGUAGUCUUCAAUGGUUCUACGACGGUCCAGUCCGGCGAUUCUCUCAACCGGAGCCUCCUGGUGGGCCAGAACCUGCUGCCUCCACUCGCCGACGUUCUCCUGAGGUGGCGACUUCCUUGCUACGUCCUUGCCACGGACAUAGAAAAAAUGUACCGGCAGAUUCUGGUCCACCCUGAGGACCGGGAUCUUCAGCGCAUCUUGUAG